AUGCUUCGCCAGGCCGUCCGAGGAGGUGCUCGAUGGUACCAAGUGGUCCACAGCUCAGCCUCUCCCCUGCGCGCUUUCAGCGUUGUGAAUGCGCGGCGACUCGACUUCGGCGGGCCGAAUGACAAGGUCAACUUUUACGAACAAGAAUCGCCCUCGAGCAAAAAUGCGCGGAAAGUCGAUCCCGAGGCCGAAGACAAUGAAGACAAAAAUGAUGUGGAGGGCGAACUCUCAAAACUUCAACAGGAGCUGAAGACGUUGGAAAAGGGUCCUUUCGAACCUGAUGGCGAGUUUAUUCGGAGUCUGCCAGAAGAAGACCGGAAGAUUGCCCUGGAGGCUCUACAGAAAUACGAAGCCGAACGGAAACCGACUGGUCCCGAACCUUCACUCAGCGACGUUUUCGAUGAUGAAUUGGAUCAUAUCCUGAAGGAAGAGUUCGAAGGACUUGCGAACGAGCAAGAGAAUUGGCAGGAUAGCGCCAGAGAGCGUCAAAAACUUGCAUCGCGCAAACGAUCCCAGCAAGUACUCGCGGAACGGCCUACCCAUGCCACCUACUCUCGUUUCGAAGACUCACUUCGACGUUACACAAGAAGAGACACAAAAAGAGCCACGGAAGAACGUACCAGGCAAGAUCUUUGGAAGUCAUAUCGUCGUUGCAAGCAGAGCGUACCGGAUUUUCUUGAAACGCUUGACGAUGACAUGCUGGACUCGCUUUGGGAGUCUCAAUCUACCGUACAAUCGUCGGGGUCUACCCGGUCUGAGCAUCUCCAGAUUCUCGCCAAAGAUAUGAAAUCUGUGGGCAAGAAUCUCGCUAUUCCUCAGAUUCUAACCUAUAUUGAAGCUUUGCACGACGGCGGCGCUGUCGCUCAGGCCCUGGAAGAAUGGGAAGCAUACCAGACGGAGCUCUCACAAAACAAGCAGGACUUGGAGGAGUAUUGGAUGCUGGGCGUUCGGCUUUUCGCGGCUGAGAGCAAUCCACAACGAGCUCAAGAUAUUGCCUUGGCAUUUCUCGCGAACGACCGGUCCCGUCAGCCUCGCGUGCUCAUUCCAGUAAUUACAGCAUGGGCUAGAAUUCCUGGAAAGGACGCUGAGGUGAAAGCAUGGGCUCUCUAUUUGCAACUGAAGACUUUCCUAGGUCCAGACAUGACCAUGGAAGACUACGAUCGAGUGAGUAUUGGCCUGCUGUCUGCGGGCCGCUCAGAUGCCGCCGUGGCUGUGUUCAAAGACAUGAUGGUGACGGGCCAAGAUCCGGCGAACGAUUCGACCUCAUUAUAUAAAUCAGCCCUUGGCCUGGCCGGAAAUCUUCAGGCGUCCAGUAUCGACGAGGCAGCUGUGAACAAGGUAUCGCUGUCCGCGCUGACAAUGCUGCCUCGUCGAUUCCACAACCGUUUCUUCUUUGCGAGCUGGAUGAAGAAGCUUAUCGGCAUGGGCGAAGUCGACUCAGCAGCAAUGGUCAUUGAGUUGAUGUACGAACGAGGUGUUAAGCCUGACGCGAAGCAUCUCAACGGCGUCAUGGCCGGCUGGCUGCGUGAGGGUAGUGCAUUGGCUCGAGACAAAGCAGAGCGACUUGGUUGGUCCAUGAUUCAGCACAGGAUUGACGCCGUCUGGAAAAGAUACCAAGUCGUUGAGGACUCCUCCAAAGUUCAAGUGAACCAGCAGCCGAUGGAGACAACUCGAAUCCCAAAGUUCCUACUUCGUGAUGUGCCACCCGCGACCAUCGAGACUUUCUCUCUUCUUCUCCUCCACUACACUCGACGCGGAGACGACGACAUGGUUAGGUAUCUCGCCAAAUGCCUGAGCGACGCGCACAUUCAGCCAAACUCCUACUUUAUGAAUCACCUCCUGUACGCGGAACUGCGAAAACAAGACAUUCGCGGUCUGUGGAACAAAUUCGAAACCAUGUCUUCAACUAUCCAACCCGAUCUCGAGACCUACGCAUGCCUUUGGGACUGCGCCAAGGUGCAAUACGACCGUGGUCGUACAGCCUUUGACGCCAGCUUCCCCUCGGCACGGCUGCUCUACUCUCGCAUGGUGCGAUGGUAUUCAAGUCUCUCUCCCCGGAGCCAGAAGUUGACUUCUGAGCAAUUCACCAAGGAGCUCUACGACCAGAUCAUCCGCUGUCUCUGCCUCUCCAAGGACAUCCCAGCCACACUCGUCGCUCUUCAUUCACUAAAAAACAUGUUCGGCUACGGGCCAGACGAUGUCACCGCCCGCAUGAUUGUCCUUCAAAUCGCUCGCCUGGCCGGCGUGCCAUCAGAUACCCCAAAACGGCGCCUGCGACGGCUGUCUUCAACUCCCCGGAGUAAAGAGAACAUCAGCCAGGUCACACAACUCUUGGAUAUGCUAGGCGAGCGCAAGUCGCUGGCGCUGCAGUCACAAGGCCUUCAAAUCGAACAGCUCGAUCGGCAAGAGAAACAGCAAUACCAGCUGGAGGUGAUCUCGACGUUGCUCCGCAUAGUGCUGAGUCGAACAGAAGGCUUAGAUCCCGUGCUGGUUGAGGCUAAAUUGAAGCAAGCUGCGACUGACAUGUCGGUCAACCUGAUCGAUCUUGGGCCCCCUCUCGGCGUGGAUGAUAGCAAACUCCUUUAG
Molecule: messenger RNA, 2586 nt
Organism: Penicillium diatomitis
Lineage: Eukaryota; Fungi; Ascomycota; Eurotiomycetes; Eurotiales; Aspergillaceae
Product: pentatricopeptide repeat protein
Exons: 1
Coding region: 1-2586 (861 amino acids)
Molecular function (GO): protein binding
Source: RefSeq, a predicted model, not a curated record